UUAUCCCACUCAUCCAUACUAUUUUUUUUAUGAUGUAUAAUAAAAUUAUUAUAUGAUUUUUUUAUAUUAUUUUCUCUCCUAUAAAUAAACACAAUGUUGCCACAAACACCACAAGCUCUUUCAAAAAUGCCCUAACACCCAGAGGUUCUCCACUCGCACAAAAUGAAGAAGUCCGUAGAGAAAGAAAGUGAUAUGUCGAUGAAGUCAAGCGAAGUUCCAGAUGAUCUUGAGGAAAGGGGAAAAUCAAAAAAUAUGGAAAAUCAUGCAGGUGUAUCAAGUUUUCUUAUUCGCCAGCUCGGUCGUGAUAUGUCAAUCAAUUGUCUUCUCCGAUUGUCAAGGUCUAAUUAUGGCUCAGUUGCUGCAUUGAACCAAAAUUUUCGAUCACUCAUUAAGACAGGAGAAUUGUAUCAACUGAGACGAAAAAUGGGCAUAGUUGAACAUUGGGUUUACUUUUCUUGUGACGUCUCUACAUGGGAGGCCUUUGAUCCAAAUCGUAAUCGAUUGAUGCAAUUGCCUAGAAUGACUUGCAAUACAUGUUUUAUGCAUUCAGACAAGGAGUCAUUGGCUGUUGGUACCGAGCUUCUUGUUUUUGGAAGGGAAAUAAAUGGUCCUGCCAUUUAUAAAUAUAGUAUCUUAACUAAUUCAUGGUUAAAGGGAGAGAAAAUGAAUACUUCUAGAUGCUUGUUUGGAUCUGCGAGUUUAGGAGAAAUUGCAAUAUUAGCUGGUGGUUGUGAUAAAGAUGGAAAAAUCAUGAGCUCUUCUGAGCUUUAUAACUCAGAUACUGGAACAUGGGAGAUUCUUCCAGACAUGAACAUAGCAAGAAAAAUGUGUUCUGCUGUGUUUAUAGAUGGAAAAUUCUAUGUCCUUGGUGGAAUUGGAGUUGAUAAAACAACACAGCUAACAUGUGGUGAAGAGUUUGAUCUGAAGACAAGAGAAUGGCGCAUAAUACCUAAUAUGUGCCCUCCGCGAAAUGAAGGAGAUGGUGUGAAUGGUGAGGCACCUCCUUUGAUUGCAGUUGUAAAAAAUGUAUUAUAUGCUGCUGAUUAUGCGCAACAAGAAGUAAGAAGGUAUGUUAAGGAUAAAAAUUCAUGGGUCACUAUUGGAAGCCUUCCUGAGAGAACAACCUCAUUAAAUGGAUGGGGAAUGGCUUUUAGAUCAUGUGGAGAUAAGCUAGUUGUUAUUGGAGGUUCUAGUUUUCAUGGUGGAAUGGUAACAGAAGUUAAUGCUUGGAUAAUAGAUGAUGAUGAAGGUGCUCCUUAUUGGAAUUUGCUUGCCAUAAUUCAAUCAGGGAGCUUCGUGUAUAAUUGUGCUGUCAUGGGAUGUUGAAGUUCUUGUUGCAGAGUAUCUAAAUAAAAUUAAUAAUCUUAAAUUUUUAAUUAGAUGGAUAUUGAUAUGUAGAAUAACUAUUUCCUAUCUUUAUGGGGAAAUUUCAUAUCAUUUGAAAAUCAUCAAUAAAAUUUCAAGAGUUUUAAAUUGCA
Messenger RNA from Lathyrus oleraceus (garden pea), 1478 nucleotides. RefSeq names its product F-box/kelch-repeat protein SKIP11. The record is from RefSeq and is a predicted model, not a curated record. Gene Ontology annotation, molecular function: protein binding. Gene Ontology annotation, cellular component: nucleus. The transcript is spliced from 2 exons. The coding region runs from base 163 to 1326 and encodes 387 amino acids. Lineage: Eukaryota; Viridiplantae; Streptophyta; Magnoliopsida; Fabales; Fabaceae.